UAUCACAAUUACUUAUCUGAUAUAAGAAUUAUUAAGAAAUCUGUGAUCCUCCAUUUCAGUUUUGAUUAAAUUGGUUAUUGUGGGUGGACGUCGUGGUCUCUUUCAAUUGAACAAAGUUUGAGGACCAUAUUUUUCCACACAUCCUUUCCAAGACUUUUGCUCUAGUAUCUUCACGUAUUGGGUUUCCUUACAUUGCGGGAUAAGAGGGGUGUGUGUGGAGGGAGGGGAGCUGGUAUCUGACAAAGCUUCUUGCCGGCGAAGCAGGAAGGGUGAAACGUCAAACUACGCUCAGACGUGCUGCUUGCUGGAGCUCUCGCCAGGCGUGUCAGAUUCUGUUCGUAGCAAAGUUAAAGAAGCAUGAGGGAAAUCGUGCAUCUACAAGCCGGCCAGUGCGGCAACCAGAUCGGUGCUAAGUUUUGGGAAGUCAUAUCUGAUGAACACGGCAUUGAUGCUACUGGUACCUACAAAGGUACCUCAGAUCUUCAGCUGGAAAGAAUUAGUGUGUACUACAAUGAGGCAUCUGUUGCAACUUCGUCAACAGGUGGCAAGUAUGUUCCACGUGCUAUUUUACUGGAUCUAGAGCCAGGCACAAUGGAUGCAGUUCGUGCUGGUCCAUAUGGACAGUUGUUCCGCCCUGAUAACUUUGUGUUUGGACAAAGUGGGGCAGGAAAUAACUGGGCCAAGGGUCAUUACACAGAAGGCGCUGAACUUGUGGACACUGUGCUGGAUGUUGUCAGGAAGGAAUGUGAGAACUGCGACUGUCUUCAGGGGUUCCAGCUCACACACUCUCUAGGAGGAGGAACUGGCUCUGGAAUGGGAACGCUCCUUAUUUCAAAAAUCCGAGAGGAAUACCCUGAUAGGAUUAUGAAUACUUACUCUGUUAUGCCGUCACCAAAGGUCUCCGACACAGUGGUGGAACCAUACAAUGCUACCUUAUCAGUCCAUCAGCUAGUUGAAAAUACAGAUGAAACAUACUGCAUCGACAAUGAAGCUCUCUAUGACAUUUGUUUCCGUACUUUGAAACUCUCUAACCCAUCUUAUGGAGACCUGAACCAUCUAGUUUCCCUCACAAUGUCUGGCGUCACCACUUGCCUCAGGUUCCCAGGUCAGCUAAAUGCUGAUCUCCGUAAACUCGCCGUCAACAUGGUUCCAUUCCCACGACUCCACUUCUUCAUGCCAGGUUUUGCUCCUCUGACUUCUCGUGGUAGCCAACAGUACCGAGCCCUCACAGUACCAGAACUCACCCAACAGAUGUUUGAUGCCAAGAAUAUGAUGGCUGCCUGUGACCCAAGGCAUGGCCGUUACCUCACGGUUGCCGCUAUUUUCAGGGGUCGAAUGUCUAUGAAGGAAGUUGACGAGCAAAUGCUGAGUGUGCAGAAUAAGAACAGCAGCUACUUUGUGGAAUGGAUUCCUAACAAUGUUAAGACGGCUGUUUGUGAUAUACCUCCAAAGGGACUGAAGAUGUCUUCCACAUUUAUUGGCAACACAACAGCAAUUCAAGAAUUGUUCAAGCGCAUUUCUGAACAGUUUGCAGCCAUGUUCAGGCGUAAGGCUUUCUUACAUUGGUACACAGGGGAAGGCAUGGAUGAGCUGGAGUUCACAGAGGCUGAGUCUAAUAUGAAUGACUUGGUGUCUGAGUACCAGCAGUACCAGGAAGCAACUGCCGAAGAUGACUAUGGAGAUGAUGGAGAUCAAGGAGUUGGUGGAGAAAUGGCAGAAGAAGAAUAUGUUGAUUAUGAACAAGGCGAGACAUGAUCAAAUUUUUAUGGGGAUCAAUGAUGUGAUUCUUGGAGUUUUUGCUUUCCAGUCAUAAAUUUCUCUGCAUUUUUAUUACUCAUUUUUAUGUACCAGAUAAUUCUUGCAGUGGUCAAGGGAUUUUGUUUUGAAAGUUUUGCAAUUAUUAUUUAAUCAAAAAAUCAGACUGAUUUUGUCACUAGUUAAGUUUCAUUGUAAUGUUACUAUUAAUAUUCAAGAAUUGCAUUUCAAAUUUAUCGAUAACAAAGUUCUGCAUUUGAAAAAUGCAACUGCGAAAGGUAAUAUAUUUUGAAUUAUACAAAAUGUUUUAUGUUUAGAACAUAACCACUAAGUGAACACUUCUUCUCUUUAGUUAUGUCAUAACUAUUGCAUUUUGUUCAAGUAUGUUUCUUGAAUGAGAGAUGGAAAAUUGCUAAGUGAGUCCAUUUUUAAGUAAAAGCUACUCGUUUUGUUCUGGGGUUUCGUAGUUUUCUCUUUCAGUGAGCAAACUCACUUAUCCCUAUUUGUUGUGUAGAGAAGGAACAUUUUUAAUAUCGUCAUGAAAUGUGGGCUUCAGAUGUAUUUCAGAUUACUUAUUUUUGUUCUGUAAAUUUGUUGUCUGUCAUGGACUGAACAAGUGCCUAUAGCUAAUAAGAAUAAUAAUAGUUUGUGUAAUGUUUAUAUCUUUUGGAAUAUGAAACUUGAUACCAUUAAGAUAGUUAUAUAUUUCAAAUGUAUUGUAUUGUAUUUAGUAUCUAAGAAUAUAAUAUUUGAAAGGCAA
Molecule: messenger RNA, 2515 nt
Organism: Zootermopsis nevadensis
Lineage: Eukaryota; Metazoa; Arthropoda; Insecta; Blattodea; Termopsidae
Product: tubulin beta-3 chain
Biological process (GO): microtubule-based process
Cellular component (GO): microtubule
Molecular function (GO): structural constituent of cytoskeleton; GTPase activity; GTP binding
Source: RefSeq, a predicted model, not a curated record